AGAACCAUGAAGAUCCGUCGGGCGCUUGCAGCGUCGCUGCUUUCCAUCGUUGUAAACUCGGGGCUGGUCGCCUCCUUCGCUUCAUCUCCCGCUCUCGCUAGAUCGAUGAGCGUCAAGGCUGUGCAUGCUUGCAGAGCUUCUUCUUUCCACGGCAUGGCUGCUGGCCAGUCGUCAGUCCUCUCCCGCCGCUCUCGCUCUGUGCGGCUCAACGGCGUGUCGGGCUCGAGGAUGGUGAUUUACUGAUCCAUCAAAACCGCCUUCGACGCAUUCAGAUUCUAUGUGCUGCGUCAGGGCGAGGAGCUGCGAGGUACCGGAGUGUGGGGAGCUCUCAGGAUCAAGAGGGAUCCGGAUGAGAGCAAAGAGCAGGAGAAGAAGGAGGAGCGGGAGAGCUCUGACUAGGCCGCCCUGACGGGAUACGCCCGAGAAGCGGGUGAAGGGAAGGAGCAACCAUGACGGACGCAUCAGAAAAGAAAGCUUGAUACGCCCUGAGACCUCUUCCCUCCCUCCCCUCCCACUCGCUGCCUCUCCUUGGCGAUGUUAUAAAUUUCAAAAUCUCA
Messenger RNA from Guillardia theta CCMP2712, 557 nucleotides. RefSeq lists its product as hypothetical. The coding region runs from base 7 to 243 and encodes 78 amino acids. The transcript has 3 exons. NCBI's taxonomy places the organism in Eukaryota, Cryptophyceae, Pyrenomonadales, Geminigeraceae. The record is from RefSeq and is a predicted model, not a curated record.